GCCGGCGCGCCAUUUUCAACUGUUUGGUUCAGCUCCAAAAUAUCACAGAACUUAAAUCGACAAUAGCUUACACUUAGUUAGUGUUGGCGUCAACCGUUUUACUUUGCUUUUGUUAUUUAUUAUAGUUUAUUUAUAUCAAAAUGGACUGCGUGGACUUUCCGAGAGUUCUGCCAAAUUCGCCGAGGAAAGCUCGGGGACAGAUCCAGGUCAUCUUCGGACCGAUGUUUUCAGGCAAAAGCACUGAACUGAUGAGAAGAGUGCGUCGUUUCCAGAUAGCCCAGUACAACUGCCUGGUCAUCAAAUAUGCCAAAGACACACGUUAUUCCGAUCAAGGGAUGGCCACACAUGACAAAAACACAAUGGCAGCUGUACCGGCCAAUCGUCUGGGGGAUUUGCGGUCUUUGGCACUGCAAGCCUGUGUCAUUGGAAUUGAUGAGGGACAAUUUUUUCCAGACACUGUGGAGUUUUGUGAGGAGAUGGCCAAUUUAGGGAAGACAGUCAUCGUAGCUGCCUUGGAUGGAACUUUCCAGAGAAAGCCAUUUGGAAACAUCCUGAACCUCGUGCCUCUAGCAGAGAGCGUCGUGAAGCUCCACGCCGUCUGCAUGCAGUGUUACAAAGAAGCUGCCUACACCAAGAGGAUAGGAGCAGAGAAGGAGGUGGAGGUGAUCGGUGGAGCUGACAAAUAUCAGGCGGUGUGCAGAAAGUGUUACGGAGGUCUGACGGUGGACAAAGAGAACAGUUUUCUCUUCAGGAAUGAAACUCCACAAAAUGCCCUCACAGGAAAACUUGUGGACCCCGGAGUUCCCAGGAAGCUUUUCUCUUCUCUCCACCUCUGAAGACAAAAAUAAGACUUGGCACAGGAAAACUUUAUUGGUUGUGUUUGUGUGUGAAAGUAAUGAGUGAAACUGUUUUAUCUUCUUAAUAAUAACUUUUGUUUUAAAGCUGAAUCAGUUUCUGCUGUACUAUUUGAUAAUCAGCCUGUUAAUUUCUUCUGGUGUCUAAUUGUUGUGAUGCAUCAUUUACUUGAAAUAUCUUGAAAAGCACUUAAUAACUCUGGAUAUAAGGACAAUGGCAACCAACUCACUGGUUUCACUACAUUGUGGUGUUCAUAUCUGUAAUUUAUGUUUGGGUUGCUUUUUACAUCUUUAACUGUAGCAUUAUUUUAUUAAAUCUAAGGUGUUGCAAUAUUUUCCUGUUUAACAAAAUGUACUUUUGCUAUUAUUCAUAAGGAGGAAAGGUAAAAACUAUGUAUUGCAGAUCAGAAAUGGUAUAAAAUAAAAUCUACAGUUUCAAAACACUGAA
Molecule: messenger RNA, 1302 nt
Organism: Amphiprion ocellaris (clown anemonefish)
Lineage: Eukaryota; Metazoa; Chordata; Actinopteri; Pomacentridae
Gene: tk1
Product: thymidine kinase 1, soluble
Exons: 7
Coding region: 141-836 (231 amino acids)
Biological process (GO): thymidine metabolic process
Molecular function (GO): ATP binding; thymidine kinase activity
Source: RefSeq, a predicted model, not a curated record